AUGACAAUAUCGGGAUCAGUAAGCGAACCCAGUUGUCUUUCUUAUCAAUCCAAACAGUCGCUUGAUAGAAUUGACUGUGAAAACCUCAUUGACCUCUGCUUUCAAGUCAAAGAGGCGUGUCGCACAGUCUAUCAAAAUGCGGAAGUAGCCUCAAGCCCCAAUUAUUUCCUCAAAUCAUCUAUUACUGCUGAACUUCAUCAACACCUAACUGAAGUUCAUCAGUUACUCAGUGAAACUGAUUUUAUCAUCCAGAUUAAAAAUAUGUAUUCAUUUGCCGGAAAUUAUGACUUUCGAGAUAUUCGAGCAAAUGGAUUUAGGACUUUCCUCUCAAUCAUUUCGUGUUGUUUGGCCAAGAUACUAGUUCAUCUUCGCAAUUUGGAUAGGAAGACCUUCUCUGUUUGGCCAAAGACUACAGCGGAGUCCCUUAUUGCUUACUUGCGAUGCCUUGAAGAACUAGCCUUCUGUAUCCUUCUACUCUGUGAAUUUCCAAAAUUCUCCGCUACUCCUAACACUCUUUUUCCCCAACUUGCCUAUGCCAAUUUGCCCAUUGCUUCCCUUUCAAGUCAUGACAAUCUCGGCCCCCCUCUACUCAUCUCCAAACUCCUAGUGGACAUUUACAAACCAGAGACAUUUGAUGCUCCCUCCACAUCUCCCUCCCGCUACAACGAAUUGGUUGAUUUCUUCGAUCUGAUUCACCAAGAUGCCUUCUAUGGGCGCGCGAUUGCAUUUUAUUUGGACACGUCGGCGCAGAGUCUCUUUCGAAUGCUUGGUAGCAUCAUGGCUGGUUUUGCUGAUAGCUAUCAGUGUGCCAUGCAAGGAAUAUCAGGAUUCGUGAACGCUGUCUUCCGUAGUGUCACCUCUUUCCUCUCCCCGGAGGAGCGUGGUUCUCGAAUUGCCCAAAUCACUCGCUCCGCGGAUGUAUUAUUUUGCAAACGUUUUUGGAGUCUUGCUGAAAACCGCUUCCUCAUUGAGAUGCCCAAACUCCUUCUUCCUCAGAUUAGCGUGUGCCACACCUUCGAUCUUCCCAAUGAACCGGUGAUGCUUGAAACUGAACCAGUUGAUGGCCGUUCCUCUAUGGUGACAAUAAACCCACCUCUUGGCGACAAGGGUAUAUCCGUGCGUCUAAUUAGCAAGGUUCGCCGAAAGGGUAUGACCUGGGCCUUGCGUCAAGGUAAGGAGGUCAAGUCCACCAGGUCAAACUUGCGAAAGUCGCCUUCAAAGUCCUCAUCGCCAACAUCUUGCGGCCCACCUGAAAGUCCCCGUUCUGAAGCGGAACCUUCACCUUACCUUCUUAUCCACAUUCAUGGGGGAGGAUUUAUUGCCCUGUCGUCAGAAACACAUGAUGUUUACAUCCGCCCCUGGGCGGAGAAGCUAGACUGUCCCAUAAUCUCCCUCAAUUACUCCCUAGCGCCCGAAAGUCCAUACCCUCGCGCUUUGGACGAAUGCUUCCAUGCCGUGUGCUGGGUGAUGGCAAACCGAGAGCGUUUGGGUGCCCGACCAGACGCGAGAGUAGUCGUCUGUGGUGAUUCAGCCGGUGGCAACUUGAGUCUCGGGGUGUGUCUACGAGCAGCUGCUCUCGGACUCAAAGCUAAAGCCUGUCGUCCUUCUGGAGCUCUAAUCGCUUAUGCACCAGCGAUGGUUGCUUAUGUUCCUUCUCCCUCACGAAUGCUGUCAAUUUGUGAUCCUCUAUUGCCUAUUGGGGUUAUCUCACGGUCAUACAAUGGCAUAGACGAGUCGACAAUUGAUCGUCAGUUAUCCGAAUCUGCUAAUCUUGGCUCCAGGUCAGACCUCCACCGCCAUGAGUCCAAUCAAGAACAGGAAUCGACGACACGAGGGUCUAUAUCAGACUCAGUCCCUCUGUGGCUACGUCUCUGGUCCUCGUGGUUUCCAUUAUCUCACCCCGCAUACGAUCCGACUGACUCUCCACUUUUGACCCCUUCAAUGGAUCGAUUGCGGGUCGUCUCGCGCCGGUUCACCUCCCCGUGUCUCUAUGAGAUUGAUACCAAUAGCAUUUCAACACCACCACCACAGAAUACCUUGUUUUCUUCUGGCUGUUCCACCUGUUCUCCUUCGGAUGCUUUCAUCACCCCUCUGGAUUUCACGACAGAUGUACCUUCUGAUGAGGAGAAUCUCGAUUCGCCGUUUCUGAAUUCUCAAAGUAAUGGUAAUUGCUACAAAGUGGACGCGAAGCUUAAGUGCAUUCGCAACUUUGCCGUUCCUCAGGAUCCCUUCUUGUCGCCUUACAUCGCUUCCGACGAAUUAUUUCGUCUUCUUCCGCCGUUGGCUAUUGUUGCCUGUCAAUAUGAUCCCUUCCUGGAUGACACACUGGAAAUCGCUAAGCGUGCCGACUCACUAGGAGUUCCAGUGGAAGUUCACGUCGCUUCUAGAAUGCCACAUGCCUUCUUGAACUUUGCCUUCCUCAACUCUGAUUACCGUCGAGCUACUAUGCAGUGUGUCGAUAUGAUUAUUCGUCUCUUCAAAGGCCACACCUGA
This is a messenger RNA of Rodentolepis nana, 2493 nucleotides long. Lineage: Eukaryota; Metazoa; Platyhelminthes; Cestoda; Cyclophyllidea; Hymenolepididae. The record is from the annotation of a GenBank genome assembly.